Molecule: messenger RNA, 1244 nt
Organism: Rhinopithecus roxellana (golden snub-nosed monkey)
Lineage: Eukaryota; Metazoa; Chordata; Mammalia; Primates; Cercopithecidae
Gene: CELA3B
Product: chymotrypsin like elastase 3B
Exons: 8
Coding region: 141-1103 (320 amino acids)
Biological process (GO): proteolysis
Molecular function (GO): serine-type endopeptidase activity
Source: RefSeq, a predicted model, not a curated record
ACUGUGGCCUUGGACCAUGGGAGAUCUGGAGUUCCACCACCUGUUCUGGGAGUAGGGCCCAAUCAGCCCCCCUGCUCACCUUCUGCCCUAUAUUAGAGCCCCAGGCUCUGUGCCCUUUUCUUAUCAUCGCAAAAUUCACGAUGCUUCGGCUGCUCAGUUCCCUCCUCCUUGUGGCCUUUGCCUCAGGCUAUGGCCAACCUUCCUCUCAGCCUUCCAGCCGCGUUGUCAAUGGUGAGGAUGCAGUCCCCUACAGCUGGCCCUGGCAGGUUUCCCUGCAGUAUGAGAAAAACGGAAGCUUCCACCACACCUGCGGUGGCAGCCUCAUCGCCCCCGACUGGGUUAUGACUGCGGGCCACUGCAUCUCGAGCUCCCUGACCUACCAGGUGGUGUUGGGCGCGUACAACCUUGAUGUGAAGGAGGGCCCCGAGCAGGUGAUCCCCAUCGACUCUGGGGACCUCUUUGUGCAUCCACUCUGGAACCCCUCGUGUGUGGCCUGUGGCAAUGACAUCGCCCUCAUCAAGCUCUCACGAAGCGCCCAGCUGGGAGACGCCGUCCAGCUCGCCUCACUCCCUCCUGCUGGUGACAUCCUUCCCAACGAGACACCCUGCUACAUCACCGGCUGGGGCCGUCUCUAUACCAACGGACCACUCCCAGACAAGCUGCAGCAGGCCCUGCUGCCCGUGGUGGACUAUGAGCACUGCUCCAAGUGGAACUGGUGGGGUCCCACUGUGAAGAAGACCAUGGUGUGUGCUGGUGGGGACACCCGCUCCGGCUGCAACGGUGACUCUGGAGGACCCCUCAACUGCCCCACAGAGGAUGGUGGCUGGCAGGUCCACGGUGUGACCAGCUUUGUUUCUUCCUUUGGCUGCAACACCCGAAGGAAGCCCACGGUGUUCACUCGAGUCUCUGCCUUCAUCGACUGGAUCGAGGAGUGUGUCUCCGGGAACUUGAUGGCUUCUGAGUGGCGCUUGGAACUACGGCUGAACUUCCUUAUUUCAACAAGUAUUUACAAAGUAUCUCCUCUGGUCUUGUCCUCUCUUGUCAGGGAGGAUAGAGACAUGCCAGAUAAGAGGUUGCCUGCUGGGGGACAGGUGAUUACAUAAACGAUAAUGACGAAGUCUGAUGAGAGCCAAGAGAGGGGAGUCCAGGCCUCAGACUUCAUCUGGGGAUGGGUGAUCAGAGAGGAUUAAUAAUGCUUGUGAUAACAGUAAUAGCUAAAAAAAAAAAAAAAAAAAAAAAAAAAA